Messenger RNA from Trichoderma citrinoviride, 3096 nucleotides. RefSeq lists its product as hypothetical. The record is from RefSeq and is a predicted model, not a curated record. The transcript is spliced from 3 exons. Lineage: Eukaryota; Fungi; Ascomycota; Sordariomycetes; Hypocreales; Hypocreaceae. Bases 1 to 3096 code for a protein of 1031 amino acids.
AUGGCGUCGACUCCGUUCCGGUCUGGAGCGGGCGAUCCGCUGAUUGCGAGAUCGUCGUCAAUCCCCCGGGACGAGCCUCAGGAAGUGCCCGAUUCCUUCGUUGCUGCCUCGGGGGACUUCUUCAGCCCCGACGAUCUCCAGCAGUACAUCAGCACUCUCGGCACCGAACCUUUUAAGAAUUUCUGGGAGAACCCAUCAGCGAUUGUCCCGACCGGGCCCUUUGAGGAUUCCACCAGCGGCUCGCUUUUCGACGAAGACUUCGACUCUGGCGCCGCGUCGCCCAAGGCGCCCGCUGCGGCAGCUGACACCGCCUCCCUGAACGCGAAUGGCCACCUUGAUCUCAUGGCCGCCUUUCGGACCGCUGAGGCUUCGGCUUCUCCAUUUACUCUUGCCGGCCAGUCGUCGACUUUCCUCGGGGCCCCCGACGGGAGCGAUAUGUUCGCGUUUGGCAGUGGUGACGAGACCGUGACGAACCAGCCCUUCGUCUUCUCACUUCCCGAUCCGUCUGCCAUUUCUCUCGCCUUUCAGAACUACGGGCAGGCAAAUAUGGGAGUGGCCCGACCGGAAGAAUUGGUCCAGCAGGUCAUUUCGCCGCCGGACAUGACAAGCCCGAGAGGCCAAAAACGAGCAGCGGCGUCAGAAUCGUCGGUAUCAGUCAAUCAGACUGCAGAGCCAUCGCCAGCUACCACCCCUUCAUUCGAAUCGCCUCAGUGGGGACAGGUUGAACAACCGCAACAAGGCCUUUCUCAGAAUACGGCGUUCAUAUCACAAAUGGCCACGCUCGGUCUUCCCCCUUUUACCUACCGUGGCGAAUAUGGUGUGAAUAUUCAGCAAUCUGCCCUCAAGUCUCGCGUCGAGACCCAGAUGAUGGUAACCAUAACCAUGUCUCACCUGCCCUUUGGCGUCACAAAGUUGCAUCUGCCCCCCCAUACCAUCUCCAAGCCUAAGCACAGGCUGAGGCCUCCUCCAACCCCGUCUCCCGAUACACUGGAGCUCUUUGUCAGCUUGGUUUGCACAACCCCCAUGGAGAACCCGGAGCUGAGGAGGAAAGCCUUGCAGAAAGCUGCCGAGGUUGAUCAUCGAUAUCUCCCCAGCCCUCAAGAAGUCGAGCACGAAACUCAAAAUGGCUGCCAAGUCCGCAUUUGCCCGAAAUGCAUGGAAAGAGAGCGCAAGCGAGCCAACCGGAAGAAGGAGCAUGAAAGGUCCGAUCAAGAGGAGCUUUGGUACAUGGACGAGUCGCACCGCAUCAUCAUCUUCAACACCUUCGAGAUGAGCGACUGGCGACCACCGACCGCGCAGAAGGAAAAGGGCUCGGACAAGCCGCCGCAAGCUGAACUCUUUCGACAGUGCCCCACGGCCAGGCAAGUCGUGGUACCCAUGCGGCUCGCGUGCUACUGCCGCCACCAGAAGGAGAAGACGGGCUUCAGGGUCAUCUUCACCUUCAAGGACUGGAAGAAUAACGUCGUUGCACAGGCCAUGUCCGGCUCGAUCAUGAUUACAGAUGACCACAAGACGACUUCGCCUUCGGCCGCCGAUGACGCCCCCGAGCUCGAGCCUCAAGGCCCGGCCAAGAGGAGAAAAGCGAGCGCAGCAAGCUCAUCGGGUUCAUCGAGCGCACCCAACACAAUGAGCGGGUCGCCGUCAUCGUCAGCGGAACCUCAGGUCUUGACCACUAACCACCAGGCCCCUCAAACAAGCCUGCCCUUCCAGAGCGGUCCGGCGCAGCUCACUCCCACGGUCAGCCCAGUCUUCUCGCCCAACAUGAAUGGCUUCCAACAACCGCAGGGCCAUAUGGGGGCCAUGACCCCCCAUGUGCCGGUGGCGAGCGGACCUCCUCCCGCCCUUAAUGGCGUUGCCCAUGGAAUCCAGAACUGGUUCACACCCACACCUCGCCGCCCCGAGAGCAGAGAAGACUCGGCCAUGCUAUAUUCCACGCCGGUAUCUCCCCACUCUGGUGGCUCUGUGAGCCCAACCAGAGGUGGUCUGCAGAAUGGAGGCAGCCUGGUGCCGCAUAACCAAAUGGCGCAAGCCAACAACUUUGCAAUGGGUCUCGCUGCUACUCCCCCGUCUCCCCCCGAGGCGAAGUCGUCGCCACCCAUCAUCCACAAAGUCGUUCCGCCCCAGGGCGAUCUCAGCGGCGGAACGGAAGUCACGGUGCUUGGUGCCAACUUUUUCCAGGGUCUUGAGGUAUGGUUCGGCGACAACAAGGCCACGACAACCACGUUCUGGAGUGAGGCAUCACUGGUGUGUCUGGUUCCGCCAUCUACGGUUGGCGGACCGGUGCCUCUGACUCUGAGGCUGCUGCCAGGAGCUCAGCCACCGCGAGGCAUGCAGGCACCUUCCCACAUGGGCAGGCAGCAGACGACCUAUACAUACAAGUUCAACGGCGAGAACGAAAGUCCGGCACGCUCUCCUUACUCGUUCCUCAACGUGAAUCUGGCGAGCUUGCCCAUUUUCAAUGCCUAUAUCCCGCAACCUGCACCGCUUAUGCGAAAGGUACAGGAGAUGAUGUCGGCCUCGCCCGGUAAGGCUGCAGACAACUCGAGCGACAAUGACAGCAAGGCGGACUCGCGCUGGUGGGAUCUCUCAUCGUACAUGAAUAGCGCGGUAGCUCCUCCUGCUUACAACGACAUCUAUCCGGCAAAGGAUGCGCAGGUAGAGGACCUGGAUGCCAAGUCCGUUCUUUCGGUAGCCCGCGCGGCUGCUGAGGUGGAGGCGGACAUGAAGAAGCGUCGCGUCCGAGACGACGAGCAGGAGUCGUCAUUUGCUCAAGGCGUGGUCGUUUACGAGGAGCACGAGACGGUCACUGCGGCCAAGGCCGGCGAAAGCAGCAGCAGCGCCGUCAUUCAGCCGCCCGCCAUCCUCGAGAUUGGGCGCAAGCAUGCCAUCACCAAGGAGCAGCAAGAGAACUUUUUGCGGGCUCGGGAACAGAAGCUGAAGAAGCUUAGUAACGACCGAAAUCUCUUCUUCAUUUGGAUCCCUCUUCUCUUGGUGAUGGUUUGCGCACUGCUCUACAGCUAUUUCCCGUCACUCUUCCCAUUUAUCUUUGCCUCUAUUCGAGCUCUGAUCCACGUCUUGCUCCGCAUGCUCGACUAA